GGUAAGUAGCCCACCACGUGUGCUUGGUUAACGCAGCAUAGUCACAGCAGAACCUCCGGCUGCGGAGAGGCAGGCUGGGUCUUGGUCAAUAAGUUUCUGCAUUUAAGGACAAGAUGUCUUUCCGAGGCGGGGGUGGAAGGGGAGGUGGCUUCAGUCGAGGUGGUGGUGGAGGCAGAGGUGGAUUUGGUGGCCGAGGUGGAUUUGGCGGCAGAGGAGGCGGCUACGGAGGCCGGGGAGGUGGUGGUGGGGGCCGUGGGGGCUUCAGACAGGACUACGGACCUCCAGAGUAUGUAGUGGGAUUAGGAGAGUUCAUGCACCCAUGUGAAGAUGACAUUGUGUGCAAGUGCACUGCAGAAGAGAACAAAGUUCCUUACUUCAAUGCGCCCGUUUAUUUGGAAAAUAAGGAACAGAUCGGAAAGGUGGACGAAAUAUUUGGACAGCUCAGGAGUUUUUACUUUUCAGUCAAACUCUCAGAAAAUAUGAAGGCAUCUUCAUUCAAGAAAUUACAGAAGUUCUAUAUAGACCCAGCAAAGCUGCUUCCCCUGCAGCGGUUCCUGCCUAGACCGCCGGGUGAGAAGGGUCCUCCGAGAGGCAGGGGGAGGGGUGGCAGAGGAGGACGAGGAGACUGGGGUGGAGGAGGACGAGGGGGUCGUGGAGGUGGUUUCCGGGGUGGACAAGGUGGUGGAGGAGGCUUUAGAGGAGGCUUUAGAGGAGGGAGAGGAGGAGGUGGUGGCCGAGGUUUCAGAGGUGGAAGGUGAUGAAAACGGGAAGUGGGACCUGCACUGCUAUGGUUCCAGUUUCUGCAUCAGCUGUUUGCCAUCAAAGAGGCUGCAGCUCAUCUGCUGGUUUCUUCAUAUUUAAGAGAACGUGUUUUAGAGACAGUGACCAGUAAAUAACUAUUUUAAAUUGCUUGUUAGUUUCACAUUUUGUAUGAGCAGUCCAAUCAGGGGUGCCUUUGUAAUUAAGUGUUUUGGGAUAACAUUAUGUGACUUUUUUUCUACGAUUUUUUAAACCUAACUUUUUUUUUCUGGUUUUGUUAUUUUGGUAUUGCCUACUUUUUAAAAAAUGUAUUUAACUGAAACCGUUCUUCAUAUCGCAAGCUGUGAUGUUAGGAAAUACUAUUUCAGGUCCCAUUCUGGUCAAAUAUUUCUAAAGCAUUGUAUAUAACUUAGUGUUUUCAAGUUACUUACUGAAGUAAGUUUUGCCUGGAAUUAUAUUGCCAACAUUUACUAUUUGUACUGUACUGUACUGUACUGGGAUCUAAUACAAUAAACCCACCCAUUAAGAAG
Acipenser ruthenus (sterlet) is the source of this 1289-nucleotide messenger RNA. Its product is annotated as H/ACA ribonucleoprotein complex subunit 1-like. Gene Ontology annotation, biological process: snoRNA guided rRNA pseudouridine synthesis; ribosome biogenesis. Gene Ontology annotation, cellular component: box H/ACA snoRNP complex. Lineage: Eukaryota; Metazoa; Chordata; Actinopteri; Acipenseriformes; Acipenseridae. The transcript is spliced from 7 exons. Bases 114 to 758 code for a protein of 214 amino acids. Gene Ontology annotation, molecular function: box H/ACA snoRNA binding. The record is from RefSeq and is a predicted model, not a curated record.